AAAAGCUCCUCAAAGAGCCUCAGAAACUGAUGGGAAACAAAGCACAUGAUCACAGUCAUCCUGAUGGAGAAACAUCUGGUUUUUGAGGACGAGGUUCAGUGCAGGAGCAGAAACGAUGCUGCGAGACCGAUGUGCUCCGUUCCUCCACAUCAGCAGACGAACGAGAGUGUGUUACUGCGUCAGUACGCUGAAAUCAUAGACGAGGAGGAAGGCGAUAAGAUGACGAGACCUGACACUUUCAUCUCACUGGAUGCUGAGGCUGAAGUCUCUGCGAGGAGAAGAAAACCAACCCUCGUCAGAUCCAAAACAUUUGAUCCGUCACUACUUCUGCAAGUCCAGAGUGACUCCGAAUCGAAGUGUGAACGCAGGAAACCUCAGUCCUGUCAGUCUCUGCGCACUAAUAUCCAGUACCACAAAGUUUUUAAAGACAUAAGUGAAGAUGAACAACUGAGGCAGAGUUACACAUGCGCGCUGCAGAAGGACAUUCUGUACCAAGGAAGGCUCUUUGUGUCCGAUAACUGGAUCUGUUUCCAUUCCAAAGUGUUCGGAAAAGACACUAAGAUUGCGAUUCCAGUUGCUUCAGUAACAGUGAUCAAGAAAACAAAAACUGCCAUCUUGGUGCCAAAUGCACUGGUUAUUUCUACAGCACUCGAGCGGCAUGUGUUUGUUUCGUUUCUGUCUCGAGACACAACUUAUAAGGUUUUGAUGUCUGUUUGCCCUCAUAUGGUUGAGAAGAGUCCUGGGAUCAGUCAAAUCCCGUCCCAGAGUCUGCAGGGACAUCCAGUGUCUCUGCCCACGGAUUUCACUGCAGAUCUGUCAGAUUUGGACGGUCCGGUCAGACAGACGGGUCAGCACAUGGAUGACAGCAGCAGCUCAGACUGUCCAGAGUCAGCGGAUUUCGUCAAAACCCAGAAAUUCCCGAAACGAUCCCAAGCUUUCAUUGAAGUGGCUAAAAGAGACAGUGAACUGGAUUCUCACCCACAACAAGAAACCAACACCACUGCAAACUUACCAUACACUGGUUCUACAGGAUCAGAGCUGGAGUUCAUGAAAACACUGCGGCCCGUGUCUCUCUCUCUGAACGCUCUGGUGUUGAUCUAUCUGUCUCUGGUUUGUGUCCUGCUGUUGUCCUCCUGUUACAUGGCGUUUAAAAUCGUGUCUCUUGAGGAGCGUCUGACAUCUCUCAUGUCAAUGGAGUUUCUCCAGAAAAGAGAUGAAUAUCAAAGCCUGUUUUCUGGAGAAACAGCUGAGUUCUACUCCGUUCUUUCUGCAAGUCUUCUGAAGCUGGAAAAGAUCCACAGAAACCUGCAGAGACUGCUGGAGACCGUGUCUGAGGUCUGAAUGAAGGGCAUACGCACAUGGAAGUGAAAGCCGUUCCAGUCAAUGUCUUGAAGUUUUUGGUGACACUUUCAAGAAUUAUUAUUUUUUUAAUCAUCAUCAUAAGUAGAACUAGUAAUCAUCGGCUGUUUUAUACAAACAUUAGAAGCCAAGCAUGAGAUAAACAUAAACUGAGCCAGUUUUUUUG
Messenger RNA from Carassius carassius (crucian carp), 1525 nucleotides. RefSeq names its product GRAM domain-containing protein 2B (gene gramd2b). The transcript has 14 exons. NCBI's taxonomy places the organism in Eukaryota, Metazoa, Chordata, Actinopteri, Cypriniformes, Cyprinidae. The record is from RefSeq and is a predicted model, not a curated record. The coding region runs from base 46 to 1341 and encodes 431 amino acids.